This is a messenger RNA of Ziziphus jujuba (common jujube), 2004 nucleotides long. Its product is annotated as probable protein phosphatase 2C 65. NCBI's taxonomy places the organism in Eukaryota, Viridiplantae, Streptophyta, Magnoliopsida, Rosales, Rhamnaceae. The transcript is spliced from 5 exons. Gene Ontology annotation, biological process: protein dephosphorylation. Bases 326 to 1669 code for a protein of 447 amino acids. Gene Ontology annotation, molecular function: protein serine/threonine phosphatase activity. The record is from RefSeq and is a predicted model, not a curated record.
UACAAAACAAAUGAGUAAACAUUUUUAUAUGAAAUUUGCCUCUAAUUGUUUGAAAACCUCUCUCUUUCUUUUCUUGUCCUUUCAUAUAAAAUGCUAUUCUCUACGGUUCAAAAUUUGGCACCCAUCACCAUUGAAUUUUGUCUUCUAGUUUUUCUUCCCUCUUCAUCCGCUUUUAGCUUUUUGGGGUCCACUGGAAAAUCUCCGAAAAUUAUUGAUUAAUUUUUGUAAAUUUUUUUUAUUUUUUAUUUUUUCCUGGUGGGUCUCUUUGGGUUUUGAGAAUUUUACAACGUUUUUUAUUCUGAAAGGGUGGAUUUGUUAUUAGAAUAUGGGAGCUUGCUGCAGUAAAGAUGGCAUGCAUAGUGGAAGGUACUUGGAAGAAAGACGUGUGGUUCAAAAAGUAUAUGAUGUUAAGGAAGAAGACGAUGAAGAUCAAAAUAUUCAAUAUGGAGAUUGUGGGGCUCGUAUAAGGUUGGAUGGUUUUUCAAAUUUUAUAUCUAUGUAUACCCAACAAGGCAGAAAAGGGAUCAAUCAAGAUUCCAUGACUGUUUGGCAGGACUUUACUGGUGAGGAAGAUAUGUAUUUCUGUGGUGUUUUUGAUGGUCAUGGUCCUUAUGGUCAUAUGGUUGCGCGCCAUGUACGUGACAAUUUGCCUUCAAAGAUCUCAAAAGCAGUUAAAGUUGCACAACAAAGCGGCCAUAACCAGCGUAAUAAUGAUGGUGAUUCUAGCGGUAAUGAGGAUUCCGAAGACAACCAUAACCAGAAACAUAGUAUCAAUACUCUAUCUCUUUCCUCAUGGGAAGCCUGUUUAAUUAAAGCUUUCAAGGAGAUUGACCAAGAGCUUAGCCUAGAUACCUCAAUGGAUAGCUUCUGCAGUGGUUCUACAGCCGUGACCAUAGUUAAAAGGGGUGACCAUUUGAUAAUAGCCAAUUUGGGGGAUUCUCGUGCAAUUCUUUGUUCUAGGGGAGAGGAUGAAGAACUUGUUCCUGUCCAACUUACAGUAGAUCUUAAACCAGAUGUUCCAAGUGAGGCUGAAAGAAUCAAGAGCUGUGAAGGCAGAGUUUUUGCAGUGGAUGCAGAACCAAGUGUUUAUAGAAUAUGGAUGCCCGACGUAGAUUGUCCCGGUCUGGCAAUGGCAAGAGCUUUUGGGGAUUUCUGUCUCAAAGAUUAUGGCCUUAUUUCAGUCCCUGAUGUUUCUUAUAGAAAACUCACAGAUGAUGAUGAAUUUGUAAUCUUGGCCACUGAUGGGGUUUGGGAUGCUUUAUCAAACACUGAGGUUGUAAGAAUAGUUGCUUCAGCAAGGAGGAGAUCCCUGGCAGCUAAAUGUCUAGUAAAAGGAGCUGUUCGAGCUUGGAGACUAAAAUAUCCAUGUUCGAAAAUUGAUGAUUGUGCAGUAAUCGUCCUCUUCUUGAAAGACCAACCUACUUAUAGUUUUUACUCCAAAUCUGACUCGACCAGGAGCAAUUUAAAUGAUGCAGACCUUGUUACUCGUAUACCAAAGACCUGUCAUAGAAGUCCUCGGUCUGCGGAUAGUGAGAUUUCGUUGAAUUCAUCACAAGGGAAUUGGAGUAAUAUUGAUGAAAUUAGUAGAGUAGACACUGUUUUGAAAAUGCCUCAAGGUUUAACUUUGAGGAGAUCUUCUAAAGAUGUUCAGGAGGUUGAAGCUCAUUGAAAAGCUCUCAAAUAUGCCCAUUUUCUCCCCAACAGAAGAGUCUUUUUGAACAAAGAGUGAGCGGCUAUAGCUAGGGGGAAACAUAAAGAGCAACUAUAAAACGUAGAAGGGCAAUUUGGGAGAGAAAUAUAAUUACUAAAAAAAAAAAGGAGCCUUUUUGGAUGUUGUAAGAUCGCAAUUUUCUUCUCCCUUGUAUACCAAGUAAAGAAUGCGUUUAUAAUUCUCCAAGAAAACAGAAGCAGUUCUUUCCAAAAUGCUUUGGCCACCAAACAGAAAAGAAAAAAAUGAUGUAUCUAUGUAAUAUUUUGAAGAUUUAGAAAUAUUUUAAUUAAUUA